Molecule: messenger RNA, 590 nt
Organism: Rhipicephalus microplus (southern cattle tick)
Lineage: Eukaryota; Metazoa; Arthropoda; Arachnida; Ixodida; Ixodidae
Cellular component (GO): mitochondrion
Source: RefSeq, a predicted model, not a curated record
CACCGACGGCGGUGGAGACGACGAUGGAUGUCGAAUCGUUCGGCUCCGUCAGCUGACGGCGAUGUUGAAGCUCGCCACGGGCGCGCUCUUGGAAACCGUCGCAAACUCGUCGCAUCGCGCAACUCCGCCAGCAUCGAGUGCAGUGCUGCUGCGACCGCACAGUCGACAACUGGGCAGCGACUCCAGCAACAUCGACCGGCCAACGACGGCGAACGACGAAGGAGCGACCUCCCGGAGCUCCGAAUCGAGUAGAGAAGGCUGCAAGAGCGCCGAUUCGGCGCCCAAGGAGCCCCCGGUACCGCCCGGAGAGGAAGAGUGCUGCGGCACCGGUUGUUCGAAUUGUGUGUGGCUAUUGUACGCCGAAGAGUUGGUCGACUACUACAGGGACAACGGCGCCCGGGCGGCCCAAGAGGUCGCCAAGAUACCCGACCCCAACGUGCGCCAGUUCGUCAAAACCGAGCUAGACCACAUGCUGAAAUCCGAGAAGUGAAAAUCAUUAUUGCCCUGGCUGUGACGUCGUAGCGGAAAUGGGACGUCGAUGUAAGAAAACGCGCUUGAUUUAAUAUAAUUAAAUUGUGCUGGUCCGCCGC